GAAGCUAUAGAUCAGUGUAGUGUUACUCGAUAUCUAACUCAGGAAGCUUUGCAUGCAGUCCCCAGUUCACCCCUGAUGUCCCAUCAAGAGAUCAUUUGAAUUUAUAAUUUGCUCGGGGUUACCGUCCGAUUUGCUCAAUCUUAAUCCAAGGGCCGAGAGAUACUUAGAUAUAUUUGUUUAAUCAUUUUCAAUUACUUUCUUAUAUUCAAUAAUCGAGCUGAUGAUUUGCAGAACCCAGUUCUCAUCCCGGCUAACAGAGUAGCAAAUUCAAUUCAAGAUCAACAUGAGCUUCCAUCGAAAUAGAGUAGCAAUGGUGUUAAAGACAGCAUAACCAUACCAAUUUGCAAGCGAAAAUCCCACAAGGAACAAAAGGGUCUGAGAGCAAGUAUAUACUGCUCAGCCAAUAUCUCAUAGAGGAUGAUUUGGUGUUUCAAUGGCAGGAAGACCUCAGUAUGAUUCAUAUGGAGAGAAGGGAUAAUCAUUACUGGGCACACUGAACUGCAAUACUAUCUUUCUAUGAUGAACCAACAACUUCCUAUUGACAGUCAAUUUGUGUCCAGAUUGGCUGAUCAAUUGAAUGCUGAAAUUGUUCUUUGAAACUGUUCAGAAUGCUCAACAAGCUUGCCACUGGUUGGGAUACACCUACCCGUAUAUUCGCAUGUCAAGGAAUCCUAUGCUCUAUAUGUUUUGGCCUUUGGAAGCUAAUGUUCUCACCACAGAUUUUACACUGGAGGAGAGGCGAGCUGAUUUUAUCCAUUCUGCUGCAACCAUCUUAGAGAAGAACAAUUUGAUCAAGUAUGACAGAAAAAGUGGAUAUUUCCAGGUCACAGACUUGGGUCGUAUUGCUAGCCAUUACUACAUAACUCAUGGGACAAUAUCGACAUAUAAUGAGCAUUUGAAGCCAACUGUGGGGGAUAUUGAACUUUAUCAAUUGUUCUCCUUCAGUGAAGAGUUCAAGUAUGUCACUGUGCGGCCGGAUGAAAAUAUGGAACUAGUAAAACUAUCGGAAUGUGUUCCCAUUCCGGUCAAGGAGAGCCUGAAAGAUCCCAGUUGCAAGAUUAAUGUUUUGCUGCAAGCAUAUAUUGCAGAGCUGAAAUUUGAAGGGUUUUCAUUGACACAAGAUAUGGUUUACAUUACACAGAGUGCUGGGCGUCUUGUACGAGCUCUUUUCGAGAUCGUUUUGAAACGAGGCUGGGCUCAACUUGCAGACAAGGCUUUGAACUUGUGUAAAAUGGUUAGCAAGAGGAUGUGGAGUGUCCAAAUACUUCUUCGCCAAUUCCAUGGAAUAACAAAAGAUGUCUUGGUGAAGUUGCAGAAGAAUAAUUUCACUCCCCAUUUACAAAUUACAUAACUUUAACAUGGAACAAAGAAGAAGAAUAUGAUGACUUACAGGACUGGAUGGUGGCUUCAUGUUCCAUGCAGGCCCGGCCCUGGCCCAGGGCAGGCAGGGCGAUAGCCCAGGGCCCAAAUUUUGUGGCAGUAGAUAGGGGGCCUAAAUUUGAUGGCAGUAGACCGGAAAAAAAAAAAAGUAGUCUUUCUGUUAGGAACAUGAGAAAAGAAAAAGCAAGAGUGCAAUUUUUAAUUAUAUUUUGCAUUGAUGGAAUGAUGGGCAAUUGUUUAAUCUAAGCACUAAGCAGCAAAAGUGAAGGGAAUGUCUCUUGGGCAGUUCACUUGUGGCAGCAUAUAGGGGCUGCUCCAAGCGUGCAAUUAAACAAAACAGCAUGAGCAAAAAAGAAGGAAGACACUCAAGACAGCAUUGGAUUUUCUCUUCGGCAGAUUCCUUAUUUAUUUCCUUUCUUCAUCUUCAUUCUUCAAAUUCCUUUCUUCUUCCUUGCUGCAGCCUGCAGAAUUUCCAACUGCAAUUUGUGAGAGCAGUAAAGGCAAGUUGCCAGGAGUCCUACAAAUCACUCAAGGAGGGAGGCGUUGACAGCAAAUUAGAUUUCUCAUAUCCAGAGAGUUUUUCCGGCGGCGACUAGUCUUGGCUGGUGGCAGCCCUACACCUGUGACUGAGAAGUAUAAGACUUCAUCUAUCUCUAGUCUCUACCUUGGUGGCAAUGGCGAUUUGCUCGACGGGGUCUCGGUGAAGUUGAUGCUUUCAAUUGGAUUAGUGGAGUUGAUCAAGUUCCUGUACUUGGGGACCUGCGAGGCUGUGUUUCGUCUCUCUCAUCGCUGGCAGGAUUGGAUCUGUCUUUGGCGAAGGUUUACAUGAAAUCGACCUGGAUUGCACAGAGGCCAUCAGUGGAGAAGGCUGAUAUGGUCUGCUCGGGGAUUGAACCAACUUUGGGGUCUUUGUCUGGGUUGGCAGGUUGUUCCGUGGUUGAUUUCAGUGGUGGAAGCUGGACUGGCGACACAGCAUAGGGUCCGUCGAAUUACUGCGGCGGCGGCAGCACUGGGGAGAAGCCUGCACUCUCAUCUAGGGUUUAUCCUAGAUGGGUUGUGUGGGCUGCUAGGUUCACUCCAGGUUGGGUUUUUGGAAACCCUAGGCUGACUUUGUUUGUGUGGGCUUGCUUUUAGGUUGCGGGCUUUGAGGAUGGUUAUGAUGGGUUGGGCUGGGUCCUUAAUUCUUUUAGGGCUUGGGCUGUCUCAUCUUCUAGCAAUAAUUAAAUUUUGUAUUGGUCGGAAAAACUAGUGCUCAGUUAAAAUAUUUAUUUAA
Rosa chinensis is the source of this 2653-nucleotide messenger RNA. RefSeq names its product DExH-box ATP-dependent RNA helicase DExH12-like. The record is from RefSeq and is a predicted model, not a curated record. Gene Ontology annotation, cellular component: nucleus. The transcript is spliced from 5 exons. NCBI's taxonomy places the organism in Eukaryota, Viridiplantae, Streptophyta, Magnoliopsida, Rosales, Rosaceae. Bases 578 to 1351 code for a protein of 257 amino acids.